CACCAUCAACUGUGGAAAAUUGCGGGGGAAAUAGAACGUAACCCAAUCGAAAUGACUUAGAUUUUAAUAUCAAAUUCGCAUCAUAAUUUGUGUGAAAAUAGUUUUCUAAAUUCAAAAUUUAAGUGUCUUGGCUUGACCAUCGACACUGGUCAUGCCAUCGUCUGUGGAUCACGUGGUACACCACGUACUGGCCCCAAUGGCAAUCAACGUCCUCGAUUGCGUGGUGCCAGUUAUCCGCAAACUGGUGAUCAUAAUGCAUCAGGCGCUUCUAGUUGGUCACCAGGAGUCGGAGCCCGUGAUCGAUGUAUCUGGCUUGAUUCAGCCCGUUCGUAAAAUAGUCUUGAUUGUGAACGAUCCAACGCCGGAGUACCAUGUCGACCAGGAGCCGGUGGUCAAUUCGGAUGACAUCAACGUCCUGAUGAAUGGAAUUUCGCGAAGUAUCCGAAAUCUGGCCCGCUCGACCUAUGAUACCAUCUCGGCGAUCGCUGGAGAGUAG
Molecule: messenger RNA, 496 nt
Organism: Drosophila santomea
Lineage: Eukaryota; Metazoa; Arthropoda; Insecta; Diptera; Drosophilidae
Exons: 1
Coding region: 152-496 (114 amino acids)
Source: RefSeq, a predicted model, not a curated record